UUUUAGGCCUGUUUUUGUCCAGAAUCCAUGCUGCAGUAUUGUGAUAAUUAAACGACCAGCUCCUCCAGUUUUUUAUUAUACGGUUCCCACGGGUUCAGCGUGUAAAUUUACGGCUAUUGCACUUGUGUGGUGUCAGUGUAUCGGUGUGAUUCGUUUUCUUCCUUGUUUCGGACUAUAGUCCUUCUUUCGGAAGGACACAUCACACUCAUACCGCACCUGCCAUACACCUACGGAAAAAAUGAGGACGCUCUGGAUGUGGAUUGCCAGUGCCACAGCCAUCGGGCUUUGCCAGCGAGUACAGGCCAAAAGCGAUUUACUGCCGUCCGAUAACAUACCGUCUGGGACCAAGGAAGCAACAAAGCCGUCACUCGAGGCGCACAAUGUUCCUGCCAAUUUUUCCGCUGUCUUCACGUGCAAACACCCGGACGCUACAAAUAAGACGGUGUCCUGGCUGCAUAACAUGGCCAAAAUUAUGGACACGACGCAGGACAAGAAAACGCGAUACAAUGUGACAACAGAACCAGGGACGUCCACCUUCACUAUCGCACACGUCCAGGUCGAAGAUCAAGGCAGCGUUAUGUGCCAGGUGCAGAGUGGGGCGGGGCUUGUCGAAAACACGGUAACCUUUAAAGUUAGCCAAUUCGAAAUAAAAGUAAACCAGCAAGAUGUUACUGGCGAGACCACCUACGUUCCUGACAGAACAACGGGUGUGACGUACACCUGUGCGAUCAAGUAUGUCCCGAAAAACGCCCACUUGAGUUGGUUCCAUAACGGAACAGAGCUGAAUGCAACGACCUGCAAGAACAGGAAAUGCAUAAUCGAAAACGACAAUGUACCUGCGGAUGUAAAGAAAGCCGUCGUUUAUUAUCCUGCCGUAAAGAGCGCCCCUCUGAUGGCAUGCAGUGCAACUGGUUGCGCCGAACUUGGUGUUCGGUGA
Messenger RNA from Paramacrobiotus metropolitanus, 937 nucleotides. RefSeq lists its product as uncharacterized. Bases 239 to 937 code for a protein of 232 amino acids. The transcript has 5 exons. The record is from RefSeq and is a predicted model, not a curated record. Lineage: Eukaryota; Metazoa; Tardigrada; Eutardigrada; Parachela; Macrobiotidae.